Messenger RNA from Sabethes cyaneus, 2252 nucleotides. It is a transcript of the gene Cnb, whose product is annotated as golgin subfamily A member 6-like protein 4. Gene Ontology annotation, biological process: regulation of cilium assembly; centrosome separation; centriole replication. Gene Ontology annotation, cellular component: centrosome; centriole. The record is from RefSeq and is a predicted model, not a curated record. NCBI's taxonomy places the organism in Eukaryota, Metazoa, Arthropoda, Insecta, Diptera, Culicidae. The coding region runs from base 51 to 2216 and encodes 721 amino acids. The transcript is spliced from 2 exons.
UGUUUAAAUUUUGGUCUUUUUCUUCUAACUCAAAUAAUCCUAACAAUGUGAUGAGUGAUUCAGACGAUACGGAUGUUUUGUUGCUAAUUCCGCCGGAUUACUUCAACAAAGUCGAAGGAACGGUUGCAAACCAAGCUGUGCAAUAUUGUGCAGUGGAUUUUCCUUCAUACAGCGAAUUCUCACGUUUGUCGGACCUGCAUAACAGCAGCCGUUCGAUGUCAUAUGCAGCCAGUAAUAACGAGUCCCAAUCAGGGAUUCAAUCUUACCGAAGUACCAUUGCCACCACUGCCACGAAUGGAAACGGAGGCUUCAAUAACGCUAUGGGCGGUUACGGGUUUCAAAACUUUUACUCUUCCACGCCUCUUAAGGGCCCUCUGGAUGUUCCGUCAAAAUUGCAGCUACCAGGCAAUAAUCAGAAUGUACUGAGCGAAAUUGACCAGUUUCUCAAAGUGAGUAGCAACAGCAACACAAUCCGUGCCCCAGUGGAACUCGAGAAAAGCCCGGAUAAUUCAAUCAUAGACAUGAAUAACGUUUCGUUGCGCGAGAUUCCAUCUCUCACGGCAAGUGACUUUAAUUCUUUCAACAAAGCAACCGUACCUCAAAAGCCACCUCGGAAGGAUCCUCCGGCACCGUCCGUUGUGAGUAAGCUGUCGUCGAUAAGCUCUCGUACGCCCCUGCUUAGCUUGAGCGAAAUUUGGAACAGCAAUGUGAUCAACCAGGAAAGCUCCAAGGUGCAGGAAGAGCGCCUACGUCGGCAGCACUGUGAGCGUAAUAUUCAGGCCCUACAGGGUAAGAUUUUGGAAUACGAACAGAAGAUCGCGGUGGCCAUCGAUGUGGACAAAGAAAAGGAGGGAAUUAUCCUGAAACUUGAGGACAAUGCAAUACGCUUGGAACGUCGGGUGCGCGAGCUGGAGCAAACGCAUGCCGAAAGUCACGAAAAACUUUUGCAGGAAAAUCUUGAAAUUAAAAACAAAAAUUUGUUUCUUGAAAAAGAAUUAUCCGAUACAAUAGCUGCCAUCCGUCAGUUGCGAGAUAAAAACGAGACACUUGUAUCGAAGAUAGAAAGCGUAACAACUGCCAACCAGGACGUGGCUGACGUUCAUAAAAAUCAAUUAAAAGAUUUGGAAAUUCGGCUUUCCAAUAGCAAAGAGAGCGAACGAAGCUUGAAAGAACAACUGACCAGACUGAAAAAAUCCAAUGAUCAACUAAAAGAUGAGUUCGAAGUGGAACGAAAAAAAACUGAGGAAUGCAACAAAUUGAGAGCAGAUUUUGCGUCUUUAAAAGUCAAAUCGGAUAACCUGAGUCGCAAGCUUAAUGAGUCUAACGCACAGAAUGAAUCCUACAGGACACAAAUCCAAGACCUAAAAACUGAAAGUAGCACUCAUCUAGAAGAGAAAAGGAAUCUCCUGAAAGAGCUGGAUGUGCAACGACUUUCCUUAAAAAAAUACUACCAGUCACAGUUGGAAGAUGUUGUAUCUGACAAACUAAAAGAAUUUCAGAAAGAGUUGAAGUCUGUCGAAGAACAGCUGAGGGAUGAAGCAAAGCGAAAAGAAAGACUUCUCGCUGAAAGAGCAAUCAAGCAAAUUGAACUAAUCAACCAAACUAAUGAACAAGAAAUCAAACUUUUGAAUGAAAAAUACUACGAACAGGAAUCCCUUUACCGACUUCAGUUAGCCAAUUCGUCUAAAACUAUCCACGAGUUGGAGAGUAAACUUGCUUCGUAUCAAAACCGGCGGGCUGACAUCGCCGAACAGCUGCACACGAUCAUGGAAGCGCAGUGGCAGAAGGCGCUGGAAGUGCUAACAUCACCGUCUUCUGCAGCCUUCGACCAAAGCGGUCAGCAGACGCAAUCCCGUUUCAGUAAAUUGUGCGUUGAUCACAUCGAUAAAGAUCAACUGGAUGGCGUUAAAACGCUCAAGAGCGUUGCUGAGAAUGAAAUAUUCCAGACACCGAUCAGCAGCCGUCAGCAGAAGUCAGGUGAUAGAAGCAGUCUGCCGAAAGAUUUGCUACAUAAUUACAUUGAACUGCUGUUGGAAAAAUCUCCGAAUGAUUUGCAAGGUUUGGAAAAGCUACUAGCUGCUGAGAGCAGAAAAGAAUCCAAGGAAUGCAAGGAACGGCCGUCUAUGCUGCCGGCCGGAAAACCGCAGACAUUGGAGUUCAGUUCGACGGGUAAUGUAAGUAGGACCAUUGGUAAAACACCCCGACCGUGGAGGUGAUUUUUUGUUAGUUUUUAAAUUGUAGCAUAUUUUUAC